This is a messenger RNA of Vombatus ursinus (common wombat), 1337 nucleotides long. RefSeq names its product arylacetamide deacetylase-like. Gene Ontology annotation, molecular function: carboxylic ester hydrolase activity. The record is from RefSeq and is a predicted model, not a curated record. The transcript is spliced from 5 exons. Gene Ontology annotation, cellular component: membrane. Lineage: Eukaryota; Metazoa; Chordata; Mammalia; Diprotodontia; Vombatidae. Bases 41 to 1252 code for a protein of 403 amino acids.
GUCAGUACAUUCAUUUGGAUGGAAAGAACGGGAUAACACUAUGGGGCCCAAAGUUAUGUGCCUUAUGAUUUCUUGCACUCUUCUGGCUUGGUAUAUGCAUACAACUUUCUCAGCAAACUUUGAACAACCCUGGAAGAUAAUGAUGAUUCAUUCUCUUACUAAAAUUUGUCAACUUACGGGUACAGCUUUGGAAAAAUUGGGCCUAAUGAGCUAUUGGAAAUUUUUUGAUAUUCUAAUACAAGGGCAAAUAACAGCUCCCAUUUCUGAUGAAAAUGUCACAGUGACUGACACAAUAGUCAAUGACAUCUUAGUGCGUUAUUAUGUGCCAAAGAGGAAAUCACAUGAGCUGAAACGAGCAAUUAUUUAUUUCCAUGGAGGAGGUUCUAGUUUUGGCAGCAUUGCCCUUCUCCAUUACGACACCUUUGCAAGAAUGGCAGUGAACAAGUUGGAUGCUGUUGUUGUAGGACCUGACUAUCGAAAAAUUCCUAAAUAUCACCAUCCAAUUCAGUGGAAUGAUGCUUAUGAUUUUGUGAAGUCCUUCCUACAACCUGAAACUCUUGCCAAAUAUGGUGUGGAUCCAACCAGAGUCUGUAUUUUAGGAGACAGUUCUGGGGCUGGCUUAGCAGCAGCCAUGACUCAACAGGUCAUGGGUGCCCCUGAAAUUCCCAUUAAACCUAAAAUUCAGGCUUUAAUUUACCCUACCUUGCAGAUGCUUGAUACAGACUUGCCAUCCUAUAGGGAAUAUGAACACGGCAUAAUGUUGACCAAGGCCUUACUAAUAAGAAUGAUGAGGGAGUUUCAUACCACUGAUGAAUCCCUUGAGCAAGCCAUGAAGAUUAACCAACAUAUACCUGCCGAAUAUAGCCAUCUCCUGAAGUUUGUCAACUGGACUACCCUGCUUCCUGAGAGAUUUAAAAAAGGCCAUCUUUACACCAAGCGAAUUUAUGGAAGUUCUGAAAUAGUGGAAAAGUUUCCAGGGAUUAUAGAUCCUAUAAUAAACCCUUUGUUGGCCAAUGAUUCGACAGUGAGCUUUCUGCCACUAACUUACAUGCUCACAUGUCAACAUGAUAUCUUAAGAGAUGAUGGGCUCAUGUAUGUUUCCCGCCUACGCAGCAAUGGAGUCCAAGUGUUCCAUGAACACAUUGAGAAAGGAUUCCAUGGGUCUUUCUUCUCCAUUCAUUGGCCAUUUGAUUUAGAUCUUGGUUGGAGACUAAUAGGUAAUCUAAUUAGUUGGAUAGAUAAGAAUUUAUAGAGUUACUGCACAUACAUCUAUAUGUAUAUAAUAUAGAUCUAUAACAAAUUGCUUGCCUUCUCAAGGAGGAGGGAUGGGAAGGAGG